This is a messenger RNA of Monomorium pharaonis (pharaoh ant), 1345 nucleotides long. Its product is annotated as pyrimidodiazepine synthase-like. The record is from RefSeq and is a predicted model, not a curated record. The transcript is spliced from 6 exons. The coding region runs from base 329 to 1060 and encodes 243 amino acids. Gene Ontology annotation, biological process: glutathione metabolic process. Gene Ontology annotation, molecular function: glutathione dehydrogenase (ascorbate) activity; glutathione transferase activity. Gene Ontology annotation, cellular component: cytoplasm. NCBI's taxonomy places the organism in Eukaryota, Metazoa, Arthropoda, Insecta, Hymenoptera, Formicidae.
ACGUACGCCGCUGCCGCCGCCAUGUUGCCUGACGCUCCAGUGUCGAUCAGACAUGAUCGGACGCAUCGGACGCUCUGUCGACUCCGUUCCUCUCUGAUCGACUGACCGUACAUACGUUGAUACGUGUGCCUUCUGUAGUCGUACUUGACUAUCAUAUCAUCGAUAUUCAUUCCUCGUCGACUAGUUCACCGGUGAACGGAAUGCACAGAAUGUGAAUGAGCUUUACGUAGGUGGGACCCGAAAGUUUUUCUGACGUGUUCUGGGUUUGACGUACCAAAGCCACAUUUCUGACUGCACUGGUUCCGACGUACUAAAUACGAGGAUCAGGAUGAGCGUGAAGCAUCUGAGUACCGGUUCGGUACCACCGCCCCUCGUACCCGGCAAAAUACGCUUGUACAGCAUGCGCUUCUGCCCGUACGCACAGAGAAUACACCUCGUGCUGGAUGCUAAGCGAAUUCCAUACGACAUUGUGAAUGUGAAUCUAACGCACAAGCCAGAUUGGUUGAUAGAAAAGAGCCCCUUGAAUAAAGUUCCUUGUAUCGAAUUGGAGGAUGGAGAAACGCUGUAUGAAAGCCUAAUUAUCGCUGAUUAUCUGGACGACGCAUAUCCACAGAACAAGCUGUAUCCAAGUAAUCCUUUAGCAAAAGCUAAAGAUAAAUUAUUGAUCGAUAGAUUUAAUACAGUAAUAUCGACUAUUUAUAAGGCACUUUAUUCAGAAAUGGCAUUGGAGCAGGAUGUAUUCAAUGAGGCGUUAACUGGCUUAGAACUCUUUGAUCAGGAAUUGGCGAGGAGAGAAACUCCCUUUUUUGGAGGCAGCAAACCUGGUAUGUUGGACCUUAUGAUAUGGCCAUGGUGUGAAAGAGCAGAUGUGAUAAGGAUUAUAAAGGGAGAGCAGUUUGUUAUACCUCGGGAUCGUUUUUUGCGACUGCUUGAAUGGAGAGUUGCCAUGAAAGAGGAUCCUGCGGUGAGCGGCAGUUUUCUGGAUGCCGAAGUACAUGCCAAGUAUAUGCGCAGUCGUCUAGCAGGGACACCUCAAUAUGAUUUAAUAGUCAAUAGCUAAAGCUAAUCCAAAUUUAUGCAUUUAUGGUUCAUUCCAUCUUAAAAUGUUUUGAGCUCGGGCAAUACGCUUACUUCGUAUGUUGCUAUUUUCUGCAUAGUAAAGUACUACCUAUAAUUUUACAUACUUAUAUGUUAUAAUUCUAUAUACUAUAUACUUAAAUUUAUGUAAUAUACUACUUUAUGUAAUAUCUAAAACAGAUACUAAUUAGUUUAUAAAACAGAGGUGUUUUUAUUGAUUGUUAUAUUGGUUAACACAUAAAAAUAAAAAUUUCUUUUGCAUAAAAAA